AUCUGAUGUAAAUAACCGACGUAUACGGAUUAUGUGGACCUAAUAUCAAAGUGACAAUGAAUAUUAGAACGUUUUUGAAAAUCAGUAUUUGUUUAUUAUGCUUUCAUUUCGGGGAGUGUUUUUUCCCACUAAUCCCUGUCGCAGUAGGUGGUAUUGCCAGUGGAAUAGCAGGCUUAGGUUAUAUGUCAUUGUGCCGUUUCAAGGAGUGCUGCACAGAUGAGUACAUUCCAGCUGAUUUUACUUUGCUUGAUACUACACUGAAGAAUAAACUCUACGGGCAACAUUUGGCACAUGAAACUGUGCUGCACGCAUUGAAAGGUCAUUUCGAAGUUACAAAUCCAAAGAAGGCAUUGGCUAUGAGUUUUCACGGUUUACCUGGAAGUGGUAAAAACUACAUGGCAAAUUUCAUCGUUGACGCACUGUAUAAAAAUGGUGCCGACAGUAAAUACGUUCAUUUUUAUAAAGGACGCCUUCAUUUUCCUUCCGAUGGAAACGUUACUGUAUAUCAGCGGACCCUUCGAGAGGAAAUAACGAAGCAUCUUCAGGUGUGCAAACGCUCAAUCUUCAUAUUUGACGAAGUCGAUAAAAUACCAGAAGAGACGCUUAACAUACUUGUGCCAUUUUUGGACUAUAAUCCAAAGAUCCAAAAUGUAGACCCAACCGAAGCUAUAUUCAUAUUUUUGUCCAACACCGGAGGUUCUGCAAUGGCACAGCACCUGAUAGAGUUGUGGCAAGCUGGAAAAAAACGAGACGAGACCACUUUACAAGACUUUGAAUCGUUACUUGCUAUUGGUGCGUUCAAUGAAAAGGGCGGUUUUCACAAAAGCGAUACAAUCGAAACUAGUCUCAUUGAUCAUUAUAUUCCGUUUUUACCACUUGAGGAAAUUCAUGUAAAAAAUUGUAUAAUUGAUGCCUUUCUUAAAAGAGACGUUGACCCAGAUCCUGAGAUGAUAAAAGAAGCUAUGACACAUGUCACCUUCGGACCAUCUCCGCAUAAGCUUUAUUCAAACGCUGGUUGUAAAAGACUUGAUCAAAAAGUUUCCACUAUAAAACAAAAGUUCCGUUCGCGAAGAAAUUUCAAACUAUGAUAGUUCGCAAAUAUUUU
Diprion similis is the source of this 1105-nucleotide messenger RNA. RefSeq names its product torsin-1A-like. Gene Ontology annotation, biological process: cellular response to misfolded protein. Gene Ontology annotation, molecular function: ATP binding; ATP hydrolysis activity. The coding region runs from base 57 to 1088 and encodes 343 amino acids. NCBI's taxonomy places the organism in Eukaryota, Metazoa, Arthropoda, Insecta, Hymenoptera, Diprionidae. The record is from RefSeq and is a predicted model, not a curated record. The transcript has 3 exons.